Lichtheimia ornata is the source of this 3663-nucleotide messenger RNA. RefSeq lists its product as uncharacterized. Lineage: Eukaryota; Fungi; Mucoromycota; Mucoromycetes; Mucorales; Lichtheimiaceae. The coding region runs from base 1 to 3663 and encodes 1220 amino acids. The record is from RefSeq and is a predicted model, not a curated record. Gene Ontology annotation, molecular function: guanyl-nucleotide exchange factor activity. Gene Ontology annotation, biological process: regulation of ARF protein signal transduction. The transcript has 10 exons.
AUGUUGCCUAAUUCUCGUAUUGUACCGCCUCCUUCACACUCAAUGUCCACUCAUUCUUCUCAACCACACCAAGACGCGUAUCGAAAACGCUCAUUGUCAGCUGCUGCUCCUCCAAGUCACUAUCACCACCACAACCAACAACAACGAUCCGACAUGUCAUCUUCAAAGCAGCAUUCCAAAAGUUUUCUUUCCAGAUUUCGUGCAUACCCACAGUCGAAUGGCAGUAUCAAUUCAAAGCCUCCAACACCUUAUUCUUAUCAUGAACAACAACAUCGUCCUCACACUAUGUCUACAUCAUCCAGUAUGGACUCGAUCUCAGAUUCAAAGUACGCGUCCAGACAACGACAUGCAUCCAUGAUUAGUACGAGUAGAUCAACAACGGAUGCUGCAGCCACUCCUAAUGAUGCUGUAUAUAAGAAGCCGAAUCAAAAAGGAGCUAUCAAAGGCGGCCUGGGCAGGAUCUUUCGCAAAUUAAGCAGGGCGAAUGAUGAAGAUGAUGAUAUGCUGGAUGAUGCACCUCGAGUACGACCUAUCUCUGGAGAUUCAGGGCAUCGUAUUGCAAGUCGUACACCUCAUCGACACAACAUACCACUUGCACCCGCACCACCGACACCGCCACAAUCAACACCUUCUUCCCGUUCUCCUCCUCCACCACCCCCAACAAAAAGCACCAUCGUGCCUGAUACUACCAUUGCCGAUAUUCCAUCCGAUUACCUUGUUCGACCGCCUGUGCAUAGAAGUGUUAGCAGCAGUGCUGCAACAACAACAACAACGUAUCAUAGUAACAAGCAAAUACAGCAACCACAGCAACAUCCACAAUUACCACCCACACCACCACCAUCUUCUUCAUCGACACCUUCACCCACCUCUCAAUCUCGUGGAUAUUAUCAACCAAGGAAAACUCAACCCCCUGCUACUUAUUCUAUUUACAGCACAUUUGGUCCUGAUCCAACAAAUGAAAAUGCAUCCAACACAGUUGACGAUCUCACUCGUAUUGUCAAUACCAAUGUGCAACGUCGUACACAAACCAUUACAUCUCCAUCAUCUAUUCUUCUGGAGCACAAUGACGAUGACGAUGACACCGAUGAUGAUGAACACAGCAGCAAUCGGCAUUUAACUUUUGACGUGACCCCUAUUGCUACGAUUCAAGAAGAGAGUCGAUCCAUUUCCGAGAGUGACAAAGAGGAUGAUGAUGAUGAUGAUGACGAUGAUGAAGAAAGUGAAAGCGAAGAGGAGGAAGAAGUUGAGGAAGAAGACGAUGUUUUUGUCGAUGCCACAGGUUCUUCGCAAGAUGAUAUUGAACGAGAAAAACGACUUUCCAAACGACUUAGCGGUGGCCAUUUUGGUAGCGCUGGAGGAUUGAUGAUUGCAACGACUCAACAACAAAAGCAACAAAGGAGACGUAGUCGACCCCCACCCGAGGAUAUUGCACAAGCGAUGCUGAAUUGGAAACGUCAUAGUGGUGGUGCAGGCAAACGUUUCAGUGGUGCAGCAUGGGCUGCUGCAGCUGCUGAUCUUGCUGAAAAGAAGCCACCCACGCAAAAGCAACAACAGGAUGAACAACAGGAUAUGGAUAAGGAACAAGUACGACAAAAGGCUGCUGAAGCUUUGACUGGAAAGCGUUCUGAAGAAAUCAAAAAGGAAGACAAACCGCCUCAGCCAACUACAACAAAGAUUGCAGCAGACACAAGCAAGUUUUUGACAGACAACUCGUCAUUUUGGAAAGAUACCGACACCGACUUGUUCCAAGUACACGAUCCUCGCCUUGAUUCAUCAUCAACCUCCACAUCUGAUCAAAGUCAAGAUGCAAAAGAAGCUGCUCAACAUUUAUGGGAUGAGGACAAUGUUAUUACUUCUCGUGAACGGAUCGCUGAAUGGCUAGGUCAAGGCAAGCCUCAUAAUGCUGAAGUAUUGGUUCAUUACAUGGACAAGUUUGAGUUCUCCCAUAUGCGAUUGGAUAAUGCAUUUAGAAAGCUGUGCAGCAAACUCUAUUUCAAGGCCGAAGCACAACAAAUAGACCGCAUCUUGGAGGUGUUUGCUAAUCGUUAUUGGACAUGCAACCCUGAUACCAUAUUGAGAACUGCCGAUGUUGUUUAUGCAGUGGUAUACUCGGUAUUGCUACUCAACACUGAUUUGCAUGUUGCACAAGGCAAUUAUACCCGAAUGACACGUCAAGAAUUUAUUCGCAAUACGAUGGCUGCCGUGCAUGAUCAACGCUCCGUAUCAGAUGAGAUUGAAAGUGGAAGCUCCAAAUUCUCCAAAGAAUGGGAAGCAGAUGUGGAGGCUUAUUUACGAGAAUUGUAUACUUCAGUCAAACAAUACCAAAUCCUUCAACCAUUGUCUCGGCGUUCCACCAUUGCACAUGAUCCUUUUGACAAACGUGGCAGCAUCCUUAAUGGUCGUCGUGUGGUUGGCUUGAAACGCAGCGUGGGAUCUAUUAUUAGACGUUCUACCUUGGUAACCGAUGAAGUGCAGCCACGUGUAAGUUCUAGCUCCAAUGCUCGUCCCUCCUCACCAAGUUCGAGGCGUGAAUCUUUCUCAUCGAUUGGAUCAUCAACAUCUUUUGGUUCAAGAGCACGUGCUUCAAGUCUACAGCAUUCUUUCCAACCCAUGAUCAACUUUAUGGAGGCUCAUAGUUCAAUCCUUUUCGAGAAUCGGCCACCCUAUAUUAAGGAAGGCGUGGUGAUGCGUAAACAUUUAUUGGAGAACGCCAACCAAAAAGCCAAGCAUCGAGAAUGGAGAGAGUGCCUAUUACAAGUGACUGAAGGCGAGCUCAAGAUGUAUGCUUUACAAUCAGGCGCUGACGUGGAUCGCCGAAGUGUGUUGCGUGCUAGCAGUGCUAGUUUUGCCAAUUUAUCCGACAAGGGCUCUUUACAAUCAUCUGCUGCAUCUUUUGGAGGCGUACCAAGUAGCAAGUGGGCUGCAAGUUCUCAACCACUCGCAAGCCUUGUCUUGAAUCACACCUUAUCGAACAUCCUUCCUCCACCAGGCUAUAAUCGACAACGACCUCACGUAUUUGCCAUCCAGCAACCUGAUGGUGGAGUCUACUUAUUCCAGACAGCAUCACAGGAGCAGUGCAAUGAAUGGGUAGCUACAUGCAACUAUUGGGCUGCAAGAGAAAGCAAAGAACCCUUACCAGGUGGUGUCAGCAAUAUGGAAUAUGGUUGGGGUGGAUGUUUGCAUGAUGUUGUCAUACACAAGGAAACGGAUGAAGUACACGUCCAAGGUAAUGAUGAUCCUGACGCAGUCAACAUUUUCGAUUGGAAGCCACCAACCCCACCAUUGGUAUCAAGCACGCUCGAGGAAGAACAACAACUUGAAGUUUUGAAGAAGCAUUUGAACGCAUUGGAACAAGAGAUUGAUGAUCAUAGAGAACUCAAACGCAAGAUCCUUGCAAAGUUCCCAAGCAAGAGUCAAAAUCAUUACAAAGCCAUCACCAACUGGGAGGCCAAAUCUAAAUACCUGCUACAUGACAUUAUCAAAUACCAAAACUACUGCGAUGCAUUAGAGAAGAGCAUUCAGGAACAACAAAAGGCGGCGGAAAAAUCACCUGUCUCCCCAGCCGAAGCAACCGAUAUCCAUCUCGAUUAUACAGAAACCAGCGUUGAUCUUGUCAAAGAGAUCGGAGAGGAGCUGCGAGCAGCUCGUAUUUUAAUUACUUGA